AUGUCUAUUAAAAAAAAUCUUCUGCAACAACUUCAGAGUGUCAAAGAGUAUGAAACCUUCGCGCUAGUGACCGAAUCGACUGGUCCUCCAACAACGCAAAUCUCCUUCCAGCACCCACGUGAAGGUAAUUCACGCUGGUGUGAAGAACAAGCCCACAAGAGUAUUCGGCGAUUCAAAGAGCUGACCAAGCUGUUGAAAAGAUGGCUAAGCAGAGGCGCCAACAGACACGGCCCAAAGUCAAACUGGUUGUGCCAUUUCCUGGAUGAAGACUACACAAAAUCCAACAUCUCUCUUGAAGCGCUUCAGAAAAGAGACCUCCCGAUCACCCAGGCACUGAAUUCCCUCUCUAGCCAACUUGGCUUUGAAAUUUUCUUGGCAGUGCUGGACAAGGAACUGGUUGGCUUAUGUCAAGACCCCAAACCCGUCUCUUGGUAUUACGAUUACAACUUUGACGACGACAUUACUAGAAAAAGGGUGAAUUUUAGGGUAUUGAAGCGUGUUUUCGAAAAAAAUUACCGGAUCGCUAAACUGGUCAGUUUGGAUGGAAAUCUAAUUGCGGAGAAUUUGCGUCUCAAUGAAAGCGUUUUGCUCGAGACAGACGGAUUCAAAGCGGUAAAACCAAAGGUGAAGGGCGAGAAUAAAAUGGAUUCUGACCCAACUGCUUGGCACUUGUUUUCCAGGACUGCUCUGGUGAUUGUUCCGCAACGUUCUCUUCUCGCUCUCUUCCAGCGGGCUCCGGAGCGCGGCUUCAAGAAACACCCCAUCAAGCACCCUCAAUCCGCAGCCGCGUUUCUUGCCAAAGCUUCUUUGCGCCCGCAAGCACCUGCUGUCUAUUCUGAUACUCUGCAAAAGUACUGUCGUGACAGGAGGGGCAUGCAAUACCCCGGAGGCACAGAGAACGGGAUUUCUCUAAGUGAGGAAGAUGAUACAGCUGCUCUCUACGCAGGUUUACGGCUUGGAAACAUCGGAAUGCUUGAUCAAGUUCUGAAGGAACACCGUCGUUUUAGCCAAGUGCCGCGCGGCGUUAUUGAUGGCAUUCUGAAAUGGCUAGACUUCGCUGACAGGGAGUCACGAUCCAGGUUUGACAAGAUCAAAUCCAGACUUGACAUUCUGGUUGAGGGUGGUGCCACCUUGUCACUGAAAGUCCAGACUCUUACCUCUUUCGCUUCACCACAUAUGCAAGAAAACCCUUCCGGAGAUGCUGCUCAUCUCAAUAUCCCUGAAUUCGUGUUAGCCUGGAUUCGGGCUUCCACUGGCUUUCACGAAAAGCACCAGAAGUUCGCAACAGAGCCCGCCGGGAAAUCGAUGCUCGAGUAUUCUCAAAUCGCAGCCAGACUGCUCAUUUCCGAGACCAACUUUGCCCGCCUGGGGAGCUGGAGAGAUUAUUCACCCUUUUCUGGCGGCUAA
Molecule: messenger RNA, 1407 nt
Organism: Clonostachys byssicola
Lineage: Eukaryota; Fungi; Ascomycota; Sordariomycetes; Hypocreales; Bionectriaceae
Source: the annotation of a GenBank genome assembly